AGAUUUGUGUUUGACUGUUUGGAAAAUGUUUAUUUACGUUUUCCAAAUUAGGUAAUUCCAAAAAUCGUUUGUCGGGAAGAUAAGUAAUUAGUUUAGAAAGUUUUAUUGUUAAUAAUAGUGCAUAGUGGAAUUAUCAAAAUGGCUAACAGGACUUCGGACAUUGAUGCUAUCAUAUUAGCUGAAAAAGACACUUGGGCUACAGUAAUUGAUAGCUUUGUAAAAACGUCUUUAGAAGUAUUCAGUUUUCCUGAGUUGACUAAUGAUGAAAAAAGAAAAAAUGUAUGGAAUGCUGUAUACAAUAUUGCCAAACAUUCUGAUGAUCCAGCUGUUACAAAAAAUUGUUUUAUAGCAGUAAGAAUCUUAAGCCGUGAAAAGGAACAUCUAAGUGAAGUUAUCAGUGAUGAUUGGAUCAAUUUAAUCAAACACCAUUCUGGAUUGGACAAUGAAAACUUUGAAUAUAAUGAUAACAAAUCUUUAAUUUGCGUAGAGGUGCUAAAGAGUCUGUCAAAUAUACUUUUUAAUUCUAAGAAAAUUGCUGAAAAGUCUUUAGAAAAUGGAAUAUUGGAGGGGUUGACCAAUAGAAUAAAACAUAAGAACAAAAAUAUAUCAGAGGACAUAAGAUUUAUGGAUAUACGACUAGUAUUUUUAAUUACAGCCUUGUGCCCCGAAGCUAGGAACAAAGUUUAUGACAUGAUUGAUAUAUUUAUUAAAAUUUUGGAAGAAAUUCUACAGGAAGCAGCUAAAAACCACAUGAAACAUGAAGAUCUACCACCGAUUUACUUAACUCCUGCUCAAGCUGAAAUGGUGUCAGAAAUACUAAAAGCGCUUUUCAACUUAACUAUAAGAAUAGAUGAAGCUGAUGUAGAAACUGUAGCAACUUGUAUACAACUUGUUAAGGUUCUCCGCAGUUAUCUUUUAAUAUCCUCAUCAGAUCUAGAAAAAACAUGGAUUUUGCGUAAUGAUGUCAUCAAUCUGUUGACGAAUAUGCCCGAAGAAGCUUAUUCCGAGUUGCUACCUCCGAUCUCAGAGUCCCACCAAAUUAUAAAAACUUUGGAGUUUGAAGGAAAGAACAUGACCGCUAUUUAUGAAAUGACAAUGUUCUUGAAGGCCAAGUUUAAUGAUCAACCUGAUAUCUAUAAUCAACAUGAAAUCCUGUCCCCUAUAGUAACAGUUCUUCUAAAAGGAGCAACCACUCACAGACCUAUCAGAAAGUUUUUAAGGAAUCAAAUUUUACCACCUCUAAAAGAUGUCCACACCAGACCCGAAGAAGGCGACACAUUGAGGAACCAUCUGUGCAGAUUACUUACCACUCCUGUCACCCAGCUGCGGGAUUUGGUUGCCAAUUUCCUGUUUGUUUUGUGCAAAAACAAUGUGGCCCGUAUGAUAAAAUAUACAGGAUAUGGCAACGCAGCAGGACUUUUUGCUACCAAAGGUGUCCUAGCAGGUGGACGUUACAAAGGUGAAGACGAUUAUGAUUCUGAAAGUGAGGACAGUGAGACUGAAGAAUAUGCUGAUCAUAAACAUGGAAUAAAUCCAGUCAUUGGUUGUUACGAAGAACCUCAUCCAAGUGCUUCAGAUAAUAUGUCAGAGGAACAGAAAGAAUAUGAAGCCAUGAAGUUAGUGGAACUUUUGGAUAGUCUAAUGAAAUGUGGAACAAUAAAACCUUGUGUAGUAGGCAAAGACGGCAAGCCUGAACCAGUAACGCAUGUUCUGCAGUUGCAAGAAGGACUAAAGGAAGGAAUGCUUAAAUUUUUAAAUGAGGACAGCGAUUAGAACAAUUUUAGGUUACAUAAUAUAAUCAAAAGUCUGCAAAAUAGGAGCAUUUACUAAAGAUACUUAUCGUUUUUGUGUAUAAAGUAAUAGGGUAUUUUGAGUUUAAGUGUUGUCUAUUACGUCAAUUAAUUAUUCUUCUGGAUAAAAGUAACAUUUUUUAUUUCUAUGCAACACGCAAAUUUAUAAUACUGUUAAAAAUAUACAAUUAUAAGACAAUAUAAACAUAAAUCAUAUAAAAUUUGACAGUUACGUCAAAGGCGCCAAAACGUGUUGUGCGUGACUAACAACUACCUGUAAAACCAAGUUUAAAAGAAAAUAAAAUAAAAAGGAUAACCGUAAAGGUUGUAUAUUGUUUGUAUAAAUUUUUUGUGUUAAUUUUAUCCCGAAGUGUAUAGAUUUUAUUUGGUAAAAGUUUACAUUAGCAGAUAUCAACUUCAUAAAAUAAAUCCCGGGCAUUUGUGCAUUAAACAAAAUAUUAUACACAAAUACAAUGUUGCCACAUAUGUUAUAAAUAAUUAUUUAUAGCGUUAUUACUUUAUUUAUUCAUCAUAUAUAUUUCAGCUGACACUGACAGCCACACCGUUCUCAAUCUUCUUAUUAAAGGUCACUUCACAUGCUUACUUGUAACAACAUUAUACAAUUGAGGGGUCCGGCAGUGUAAAAAAUGGCAAGGGACAAUAAAGAAGAUUUGAUAGAUAUUAAAAAAUAUAAGACUAUAAAUCAUGCUAGAAUUAGCUGAUCAUGUCGUUAAUCAGUAGACAAAAUAUGAAAUACCAAGUAUCUUUUUACAAUGUUUAUUGAGGAAAAUAUGAAAAUAUGUACUACGACUUUAACAUUAUUUAUCUAAAAUAUUUGAAAAAGUUUAACGUAACAUUUUAAGUGGUAUUGACUUAACAUAAUUUGGUAGGUACUACGAGUUUAUUUUAAGUUUAUCAUAUAUUUUUAUUAUUUUUACAUCUUUUAGUUUUUCUGGAUGAAUACGAAGGAGUUGAUUAUAUUUUAUAAUUAGAGAAAUUAUAUUUAUUAGAGUAAAUAUUAAUUUAUAAUAGAGUUAGUGUAGGAAAUUUUUGUUCUACAGCUGUUUGUCUUCCUCUUUUAUCCAAGCACAUGGAAUUAAAUAAUCCGUUGUAUGAUGCUGGACAUUGUAUAUUUUUGGGAACUUCUGAAGAUAGGCAUAACAUUACUUUGUAAAAUACCUACCGGUUGAUUAAAAUAGCUUUUCUAUAAUAUUAAGAAUAUAUUUCUAUAAUAUUAAUAAUAAAUAGUAUAUCUCUUGCUGGUCCCUAGUUACUAGAAAAGGUUUCUUUUUCUGACACUUCUUCAAAAUAUCUUCCCAGUGAUUGGGCGAAUAGACCAUUUCACACUUUUGCUUGACAUAAUUUUCUACAACAGAAAACUCUCUGCCGUUUGGCAACGUUGUAUGUCCUACUUGAGGAAAUAGAUGAGUCAUUUUGUAAAAGAUAAAGCCAAAGACCCAUGAUGGUCCAGUUUUUAUUUUGUCCGCAGCAAUUGUCUGAAAUAGCUAUUAGUUUUCUGCCACGAAUAUUAUUUUUCUCAAAGUACAUUUUGAGACAGUUCAUCCGUCCCUUUAGCAGUGGAUUCAUCCCACAUAAAAAAGUGACCUUGAUCAUCUCCAAGGGAAUGUAUGCUUAAAUUAUAGCAACACAGUUUUCUCUUAUAGAACAUGGGACCAGUGGCUUGCACAUCCGGAUUUAAGUUUGCUUCCUCUACUGCGUCUCUGACUGCCUGUUCACCUGCUUCAGCUUUUAUAUGAUGUAAUUCUUGUUCAGUUUUAAUUUUUUCAACCUCAAUUUCAUCAUUGUGUAGCAUUUUCUAAAGCUACUGAAAACUUUAAAGUUUUGAAACUUAUAUUAGGUAAAAGAAAUAAUAAAUAAGACGUACUCACAAUCAAUUAAUUUAAUUUUAAUCAAUUUAAUUGCUUGUGAGUAAGUCUUAUUUAUUAACCUAUUUGAAAUGGACUCACACAAGCAACACAUUCAUGAUUAUAUAUUAUAUUCUUCAGUAAAUAUUCUUCUGAAUUUAUCUGCAGAAUAUGGAGUUUUCUUUUUCAAAAUGCAUUCUCCUACAUAUUUCUCAUAACAAGUCUGAAUAGAAGAUUCCAUACUCAUAUAUUGUGUAGAGCUGUCAGCACGGGUGUAAUGGCUUUUGUACUUAGGUAAGCCUUUAAUAAAAGAUUUCCGAAAAUCUAUAUCAAAAUUGGAAUAUUUUUUACGAUAAUUUGAAUGUCGACCUCUUAGAUCUGAUUUGGGAGCAUUUGAUCCAGUUUUUAAUUAUUUUACUAGAUUUUCAACUCGACCUUAAUUUUUCUGUAAGCCAUGGAUACUUAGGAAAGCCAUUUUGCACGCCUUAACAUCUUUUCCUUUUGAUUUUAAUUUAUAUUCAAUAGUUUGAGAUCUUUUUGACACUAGUGCUUCUUCUAGUUUUCUUCCUAGUCACAUUUUUAGAUCUCAUAUAACCUUGUAAGUAAGCAUUUUGUGUAUCAAAACUGUUCAUGUCCCAAAAAUUAACAAAAAUUGUCUGCAGUUCUUCGUGAGAUGCAAAUAACUCAUAGCUUUUAUUGGGACAACUACACGGUGGACCUUAUGUUUUUGAUAAAACCAUAUUUCUCUUACAUUUGUAUUGCUUAUAUUCUUUUCUGCGAUUUCUGAACUCUUUCGUUUUAAUUGCUUACUUAAAUUGCGUUUCCUUUUUCUAGAUUUUGUUUCUGAAACAGAAUCUUCUUUUUCUUGUUUACUGUGUUCACUUAAUUCUUCUCUAUUUUCUUUUUCUUCGUCCCCUUCUUCUUCAGUACGGGACUCUGCGUAUGUGUGAGAAGAAAUUUCUUGAAGUCCAUGUUCUACCAAAAGUUUUCUAAAACAUUAAUAAAAAUAAUAUUAAAUAUUAUAGCGCUGCAAAGAAUUCAUUUUUAUAUUUACAAGUAAAAAAUGUUACGUUCUUAUGCAAAGUGAAUGUGGAUGUAAACAUCCUUUACCAUUUUUUACUUGCAAACAACUAUUCUAAGAAUAUAAAUAAAUUUCUUUCUAGAAAGUUAAUCUAGCUAGCUUCACUAAAUAUUUAAAAUUCAAGAUGUUUAUCUGAGUCGUAAUCAUCGUAGCUCUCAGAAUUAUCACUAUUAACAUCAAAAAAGCCAUUUAGAUUUGAACAACCUGCUUUGUCUUCCGCCAUCGUGGACACAUAACAUUAUUUUUAUUCUUAUGCAUGUCUCUUACCUAAUUUUAAGAAAUGAAUCUGACCCUAUCUAUUAUACGGAGGAUAAAAUAAGUCAAGUUUUCUGCGUUGUCAUGUCAUUUGCCAUAUUUUACGUAAUAUUUCGGAAAAAACUCAAAAUUUGUCCAUUACCAUUGUUUAUUACCGAGCCCCGCAAUUAUUUUUGCUGAGUAAAUAUGUUGAAUUUAAAUUUUAAGUAGUACAGUACAUAUGAGUUACAACUAAUCCUAAUAUGCUGGUAGAUGUAAUUUCCCUAAGCUAACCUAAUUAAAUAAAAACUAAAAGUUUAAAUUAAUAUAACAAGUUAAUAACCAAUGAAAUACAAACAGAGAACUACGAACGCAGAGAAGCUACACUCCUUUGAUCUUGCGUGGGCAAGCCGCCAACGAGUGAAAAUGACAGGAAAUCACCUUAUUUUUUAAUGGUCAGUGGGCAUAUUACACAAUAUAAAUUCUUAAAUAAAAUUGAGCAUUUAUGUUGACUUUCAAUAAAUAUGAAAUAUUGCACUGAAAAAAUAAUUACAUGCAGGGCCGGCUUUUGUUGACAUUCUAAAUGGUGUAAUUAUUUUUGAUUUACAAAAGGUUGCAAAUACAUCGCACAACGCAAAGUAAUGGUGAAAAUCGUAUUGAUGGAACCAUAGAUGAAAAUACUUUUUUGUUUAUUCUAAUGUUGACAUUGAUAAUACAAUAAUACACCGAUUCUUUUUGGCUUGUGUUGAUACAAGAUAUAAUUUGUUCGUCGUGGAAUUUCCUAAUAAAUUAUCUUUCGUAAUAUCAUCGAAAAAUAACAAAGCCAUUGUAACUGCCACGGAAAUUUCACAAACUCUAAAAAUUCCAAUUCUCUUUGGGUGAGACUGAGAAACAAGAAACUUUAUAUUGAUAUCGAUUGUUAAUGUAUUGGAAACCAAUUAAAAUUACAUUUUUCCUUUAAAGUCGAAUAUUGAAGUAAACGAUUAACGAUUUAACUUUUGUCAAUAUCUCAUCUUAAUAAAUUUACAGUUUUCUCCUAAUUAAGUCUCAAAAUUGUCACUAAAUAUUGAGAUAUACAAUAAAUAAAGUUUUAAUAUUUUUUAUUUGUAAUUCCCAUUUAAAUAUUUAUUCCCUAAAUAUGUUGUGUACUCCGAUCCAUAUAUUUGAUCUUUGUUAUUUAUAUUUAACGAAUUAAACAUUGACAGACAACUUUUGUAUAUAGCAAAAAGUAGAUGAGCAUUUAGUUUUUUCAUAAUUUAAUGUAAGUUUGUUUGGUAAAAAAGACAGCAAAUAUUUGAAGUUAUGUUAAUGUAAGUUUGUUUAUUUGCAAUCAUGUUUUUAUUUUGAAGUCUUGUUCUGUUGUAAUUUUAAGAUUUUCCCAAUUUUCGAUCUAAUUAUGUUUCCAACAAUUUUUAGUUUGAGCAUUUUAGGAAUUUCUUUGUUUCGUUUAAAUCAAAUAUUCUCGUGUAUAAAACCCUCUAUAUAUUUUUAUUUCCUAAAAAUACUAUAUUCGUAUUGUUGUCUGCGAGCGCUUUCACACCAGUAGGCCAACAUCUGUGUUGAUUUUUUGACCUGAGCCUUCGGAGACAAUAAAUUUAAUGUGUGUUCGUAGUUCUCUGGUUUUUAUUCUGAACUAUCCCUUGGCAAACCAAAAUUUAUUUUUUAAUUGCUUCACUUAACGAGAGCUCGGGCGGACACGUCGGUGUCGGCUUACUCAAAGUCAAAUUAAUACUAUUAUGUAAUAACUAAUAAUAAUUACAAAGCAAUAGUAAUUACCUGUUAUUAUUCUUAGGAAAUCUAAAUAAACUUAUUCCUUUUCCUGUCACAGAUGAACAUCCGCGAAACGCACAACAAUAACCAGAAGACAUUUUAAAUACUUAUAAAUUAAACUUUUAACUAUAAACUAUAACUAUAAACUUAUAUAUUUAACUUAUAUAUUUUAACUAUAACUAUAAACUUUUAACUACUAAGUAAAUUAGAUAAAUGGUCAAAUGCACUUGUAUAGUCGAGAGUUUACCACAGAUGCCUAUGGACUAUCGUAAGCGACUAAAGUUGAAGAAAACGCACGUGUUUUUGACAGUAAAGCACCUUAUUUGGGUCAUGCGUAUACAGAAAAGAUACACGAAUUCCGGGCCUCGUGUCGCUUCUCUGUGUUCGUAGUUCUCUGAUACAAACCCAAUUCAACAUAAAAAAUGUAAUCUAUUAUAAUGCAAUCAAAACUACAAUUAUAUAUUGGUACUUAAGAUUAAUAAUUUAGCAGGAAACAACAAUUUUUAAAACUGUGGCAACACUGCUUCAAAAAACCAUGCAGUAGAACGCAUUCGCACGUCGCUUCGUCCGUGGAAAAAUAUGCAUUUUUAAGGAGUUACAAGAGUUAGUCUUGAAAAAAAAACUUUUCAAAUAAUUGUAUUUUAAAAACCAAAAAUCUAUUUUAUUUAAAAUUUACACACAGAAAAGUUAAACAUUUUAAUAAUUUGUAAAAAAAAUUUCAGCUAAAAAUUAAGAAUUGUCGAUUUGUUUGUUCAGUUUUCCUCGUCCAGCCUUUUUUACGAUAGGCUGAAUAUUGUAGUGCAGGUUCAUCCAAAAUUAAAGAUUCGAAUUUUUUUAUAGUUUAUGCCCUUAGCUCGUGAUUGAACGAAGGAAUUGAAAAAAAAUGAAAUUUAAAGAUUUUAAUGAAUUUUCGUCUCAUAUUUUUUGACAUUUUUCGGAUACUCAUCAUUUUUAAAACAUUUUUUUCGUAUAAAACAAGAACGGGUCGACUAAUUGAAAAUCCCUUCGGUCAGUGGCGAAACAAUACUAUAAGAUGAAUUCCGCAAAAUUGGUUGAUUCGUUCGUGAGAAAUUGUGCCUAUCAUAUGUAAAAAUGAAGUUACGAGAAAAACGCGUUUAAAAUUUUUAAACUAACUACGCGAUACUAUAACUAUAUAACUCCGAUAAUAUUCCUCGGUAUUACUUCACAUUUGGUAUAUGUGUAAGUUUGAUUUUGGUAUAAGAAUACUCUUUAAGUACUAUACUUUCAUAUGGAAUAAUUCGAAAAUAUCUAGUUUUUGAAAAUGCAAGACCGAUGUAACCCCUUAAGAGAAUAGGAAAUAAAGCACAAUCCAUUGUUCAAGUUUCGGACUAAUCAGACGAUCUUUGCUAAUGUAGACAAUUAUCUUUUAUUCUUCUCUAAUAUAUAAAUAUUCAUAUCGUAUACUUUAUAUUGUGAUAUUCUAAAAUUCUGCAUUCGAAAUAUAUUAUAUUUUAUGUCAUCAAUCAAGAAUUAUUUUAUACAAGGAACGUCCAGAAAGUAGACCUUUAUUAAAGAGGAAAAGAAAGUUUUCGUCCAUUAACACUAUGUAUUUAUCGUCAGCUAGAGGAAACCUACUGAUCUAAAACCUAAGGAAUGGCAAUCAAUGUAGCUGCAUAUUAUAAGCCACCAAAGAAGUUUCAAAAAUAUUAAAGUCCAAAUGGUACCUGGGGCCAAGACUUUGAAAUAGCAUUUACUUCAACGGCGCAGAUUGCGUCAAAGAGUGGUAAAAUAAUUGUAGUCCAUAAAAAAUAAUAAUUUUUCUUUUUAACACAUGUAUUCUUAUUUUCUGUGGACGUAACUCGUAUAAAUUUAAUAUGUACUUAUUUGUUUUUAUUACUAUACAGCAUUGUUUACAUUAUGGUGAUUACAUAUAUUUUAACCUUAAUUGUAAAUU
Diabrotica balteata is the source of this 8655-nucleotide messenger RNA. The record is from the annotation of a GenBank genome assembly. NCBI's taxonomy places the organism in Eukaryota, Metazoa, Arthropoda, Insecta, Coleoptera, Chrysomelidae.